Molecule: messenger RNA, 764 nt
Organism: Bactrocera oleae (olive fruit fly)
Lineage: Eukaryota; Metazoa; Arthropoda; Insecta; Diptera; Tephritidae
Source: RefSeq, a predicted model, not a curated record
UUUUUGAUGUCUUUAAACGAUUUACUUACUGAAGUACUCCACCCUUUUAUAAAAAUACUUUGCGACAAAUUUGAUUUUUUUUCAGUGAUCUGCAAACAACUGAACCUUUUAUCAAAAAAUUUUCAAUGAAAAUUAAAAAAUACGAAAAAAUUGUGUCAUUUCUUCUGGUUUUUAGCAAAAUUUCUUGUGUAAAUAAAAUUUUAAUUGAAAAUUAUGCGAAUAUUUGGGAAAGUCCUGCAGACUUUGCGGCUGUCUCGAAGACAAUCAAACUUCAAACCACGUCGCUACUCUUCAAUCUUGUGCUCCCAUAACUGCGCGCGUCGCACAAAUCUGCAUAAUCGCAAUUCAAAAAAUGGUUCUAUGCGAUCGAUGGCGGCAAAGUCAGAUUCAUCUAACAAGGGCAAUGAUAUAAACAAGACUACCCUAACGAACAUACUGCCAGUGGCUUUGAUACAGUCUAAAUCUGCGACCACUUCCACAAAAAUCAUGUUGAUUCCGCUUAACUUGUUUGACGGUGACGAUGAUGCCAGCAAAAACACCAUGAAGACUUUAUCUAUUAUUCGAGAACAUGCUAGACAAAUUGAAGCUUUUCCGAAAAUGUAUUGGCACAGCAGAAUCAACACAUUAUGGCGUGCCAUUGGCAAGUAAUAACGCUGAAACAUUGCUGGAUCAAUGUUCUGGCAAGACGAUGUUACUUUAUGGACUCAUGACGAGGAAAUGUCCAAUUCACAUGCAUUACAACAUUGUGAAGAGACGAUCAAGAG